GUAUCAGCGAUUACCAGAAUGGCUCAAAACAAAAGUUCCUGUCGGUGCAAAUUUCACUAGAAUAAAAAAUGAUUUGCGUGGAUUGAAUCUUAAUACUGUCUGUGAGGAGGCGCGAUGCCCAAAUAUUGCUGAUUGCUGGG
Molecule: messenger RNA, 140 nt
Organism: Scutellospora calospora
Lineage: Eukaryota; Fungi; Glomeromycota; Glomeromycetes; Diversisporales; Gigasporaceae
Source: the annotation of a GenBank genome assembly